UCCACGUCUUGAACAUGAAGGAGAGGGGGUGGGAAGGAGGAGAGAGCAACGCUCGUCUUUUGAAAAGCCUCUGGGAUUGUUUGGGUUCCUUAAUCCAGUCGAAAGAAGGGGGCAGGACUUUGAGCUGCCCUUAAUCGCUUUUCCCUUUGCCAAACAUCCCAGCGGUAAGAGCAGCGCUGGGCAGAGUGCGAGAGGGGAAAAGCCUGGCUUGCAAUAGCCCCCAGCCCCUCUGCCUGUGCCCUGAGGACGCUCCAGAGCGCUGGGAGGUGAGAGAAGCUGGCGCUCCCGCCCUGUGGCCCAUCUUUUCUCCUGCAAGUUUGCAGCGCAGAGGCGAUCUCUCCUCUGGGCCGUGCAGGGAGGAUUGGCAGCGCUGAUCUGAGUUCUCUCCCCCCGUCCCUGCAAGCUCAGCCUCCCCCUUGGUGAUCCCAGCGAAACCUGGGCUUUAUUCCCACCGGGCCUGGCACCGGGCCACUACACUUCUCGUGAGUCCCUGUGCCAAGGGGGCUUCUCUUUUUUCUCAAUGAGAGAUCCUUGAGCGUGGUGCCUUGGCAGGCGGAGGGGGAGCGUGGGAGCACGUCGGGGAUCGGCUGAGUUCAGGAAGGAUCAAGGGCUCUGUGCGAGCCCAGAAGCUCUGGCCCCACGGACAGACGGACGGACACGAUGAGCACGCAGCAGCUCAGCUGGAUGAGAUGCCUGCCAGCUGCCCUGUGGCUGUGCUGCCUGCUGCCUGAGGGGAGCUGCACCUGGAGCCUGGCAGGACUCCAGUACGCCACCCGAAGGAACUGGUGCUCAUACAUGGUCACAAGGACAGUUUCCUGCCAUGUCCAGAAUGGCACCUUCCUGCAGAGGGUGUUCCAAGGCUGCCGCUGGCCUGGGGGCUGCAACGGAGGCAGCUACAGAGCCAUCGUGAGACCAGCGUACAAGGUGGCCUACAAGACGGUCACAGCUCUGGAGUGGAGGUGCUGCCCAGGCCACUCAGGGGUCAACUGCGAAGAAGAGACCAUCAGCUACAUCGCCCCGCAGGAAACCGGACGUCCCAGUGCCCCCCUGCGCAGGCUCCCCCUCCGACCAGCAACUUACUCAGGGUGUUUGAAUUGCAGCAAAGUGGUAGAACUGACGGCGCGUCUCAACAGCCUGGAAGCCAAGGUGGCAUUGCUGUCAGCGGCAGAGCCUGCAACCUCCCCAGUACCCAACAGACACCUCGUAACCAAGGGGGCUGCCCCCUCGGAUUCCUACCAGCUCUGGGGGUCUCCAUCCACUCACGGGAGCCCUGGGGAUGAAGGUGUGAAAGGGAACCCAGGAGUGGGAGAGACGCUGCGGGGUGCCCUUCCUGGACGGGAUGGGAAACCUGGGCCCCAAGGACCCCCAGGCCCAUCGGGUCCCAAGGGAAAUGCUGGGAGCCAGGGGCCAUCAGGAAUCCCUGGAGCCAAGGGUCCCGCUGGACCGCCAGGCCCCCCGGGGCCGCCAGGGCGGGAUGGUGCCAGGGGCAUCCCCGGAGAGAAGGGAUUUCCGGGCCUUCCAGGGCCCCCGGGACCUCCAGGGCCCCCUGCCCCAGUGGGGCCUACAAUAUCCCGCAUCGCUGACCCAAGGGACCCGCUUCUGUCAAACACCUUCACUGAAUCCGGCAGCGUUGGCACCAUGGGGCCGGCGGGACCCCCAGGGCCUCCAGGGCCAAUGGGUCCUCUGGGCCCCCCAGGGCCAAUCGGGCUGCCAGGCCCUCCGGGGCACGAUGGUUUACCCGGAGCGCCAGGUGCUGACGGAGCCACCGGUCCCCCAGGGGAGAAAGGAGACAGAGGCCCUCCUGGCUCUCCUGGGAGCAGAGGCCUGGACGGGGAACAUGGGCAGCCGGGUCCAAAAGGCGAACAGGGGGACAAGGGCACCUGGAACCAGAGCCGGGUUCAGGCGCCGAACCCUUCCCCACUAGCGCCCCCAGCUUCCAGCGGGGCAAGCGCGACAGGCUGGCAGCCUACAGCAGCCCACACCAGCUGGCCCAGGCGGCCCAGGACGAGAGCAAGUGAAGAGGGGCAGCCACCCCAAGCAGGAGUCGUCUCCCCAAGCAUUAAGGCCCCCUUGGGUACCUCCCCUCCCCCACAUUGUUCUGGACUGUCACAUGAAGAAACGCUUGAGGAGCCUUCCCAGGCCAUGCAGCUGGCCGGCGUGACUCUAUUUAUUUGGGCUGUUUCUAGAGGCCUAUAACCAGUGCUAUGUGUGUACUAACUGCCCCCCUGCUGGCUGCCUCCUCAUGGCUCCCCUACCCCAUGUUCCCCUCAUUGUACUGCAGGGGGCGCUCUUAAUCUCUUGGUGCUAUUGUGUGGGAUGUCUUCUAGAUGACCUUGGCCCGUAGCUCCCUGGCGUGGCAGGGAUGGCAGAGAGGGCAUCGUUCUCCCUUCUGCCCCCAAAUGCAGAGGGUUUAUCCUGGGCGCUCCCCAGGAAUCCAGUCUUUGGCUCCCCCACUGGGGGGGUGCAGGGGAUGGUGCCUUGGCCCUUCCCAGUCCCCAGGGAUUGGCUCAGCUCCCGUGGAGCCAAGUUCCUGCCUUUUCCCCUGUGAAUCCACCCCCAGAGCAGGGGCAGCUGGGACGUGUGUAGCGCUGCCCAGCACUAGGCGCUCCACCAGUCCGUCACCCUGUUACGGGUUUGAGCCCCAACAGCCCCUGAACAGCUCUGCCCGUACCACUGGACACUGGCACUAAGGUGGGGUGGCCCCAGCUGAACCCUGAAAACCAAGCUAAGCAGGCUGAGCCUGGGUUGAGCGCACACCUGCUUGAACCCUGCCGGGCUGGGCCCUGCUGGCUCAGCCAGCCUGCCCUCGGCCUGGCUUCAGCAAAGGGUUAAUUACCCACGUGGCCACCCCCUCAUCUCUGAGUGUCCAGGCCUCAGGCCCAGGGGGCAGCUGUGGGGCUUCCACCAAACCAUGUGAGGAGCAGCCCGUGACCCAACAGCCAGGCCCCCACGCUGGCUGCUGUGCUGUGAAGGUGUCUGCGCAGAUAGGGAUGGGAUGCUAGAAGCCACUGAGGCAGGAGCACCCUGCCCCCAGGCAGUCUCGCUGGCUGCACCCACCAUGUGCCCGCUUCUUACACCCCAAAGGCUCUACCUGGAGCACCAGUUCUUCUGGAGCAGGGACAGCUACCAGGCAGGUCCCCUUCCAGCAUCCCCAGCUCCACCGUGGGCACCUUCCCCCAGGAAGGAGGGCUCUUGCACCCGGAGGCCAAAGUGUCACCAAGGGCAGUCGCCAUGGCUGGACACAGGCAGGGGUCAGGCCUCAGCUCCCUGCUCCACCUCCUUGAUCAGCAUCCCCUCGGCUAACGAUGGCUGGGGAGGGUGGAGACAUAACCCAAACCUACCUAGCAGCAGCACACUCUUGCCCCACCUCCCACCAUCCUUCCCUGUGGGCCCUGACUGGGAGAGCUGCUGUAAAAUGGGGAGAAAGGCCAGGAGCAAGGAAGUCUGGGGUCAUUAGCGGGGAGGCCCGUCUGAAACCAGCACCCAGUGCAACCCUGCCAACUGCGCAAGCGGCUGGGGAGGGAACCGGUCUUCGUAUUGUGUACUCGUGAUCCCGGCCAGCUGGGGACAAAUGGUCUAAAGGUCAUUAAAACGUGUCGCUAAGCUCCA
This is a messenger RNA of Trachemys scripta elegans, 3609 nucleotides long. RefSeq names its product EMI domain containing 1 (gene EMID1). NCBI's taxonomy places the organism in Eukaryota, Metazoa, Chordata, Testudines, Emydidae. Gene Ontology annotation, molecular function: protein binding. The record is from RefSeq and is a predicted model, not a curated record. The transcript has 16 exons. The coding region runs from base 661 to 2196 and encodes 511 amino acids.